AAUGCGGAAGUUUCCGCCCAGCAAAGCCACUGAUACCGCGAAGAUGAGGUUUGCGAUGGCAUCAGCGAUCUCCCCCGCUCCGCGCUGCGCUCCGCGGCUCCCCGUGGACUGAGACCAGACCCGCAUGGCUUCUUUGCCAGCUUCAGAGCGGAGAGCGUUCGCUCUCAAAAUCAACAGACAUUCCUCAGCGGAGAUCCGGAAACACUUCAGCGGGAUCAGCCAUGGUUCCUUGCCUCAGCACCGGCACAGUUACAGCGCCUCUGGCUCUUUCUGCUUCAACAUACCUCAGUCAUAUGAAGCGGUUGAGCCGGUGGACCUGGAUGAGUUCCUGAUGUCACAGCUGCGCAGCGGAGAUGCCGAGCUCAUGCAGGAGCUGGGGGAGUUUCCAGACGAUGACCUGGAGGUGGAGCUGGUGGAGAGGGAAUGCAGGACCGUCCGUCCCUCUGUCCCCGAGGAAGGAGUGGAGCUGGAUCCUCAUGUGAGGGAUUGUGUUCAGAGUUACACACAGCCCUGGCUGGUGGUUAGCAGAAGAUCUCAGGGUUAUGGAUGGAUAGCGUACGCCGAGAGGACAGAUGCUAACAGAGUUUUACAGAGACAGACGUUUGAGUCUGAUGUUGACCCGGACAAACAAGAGCAAGUAGAAAAGUCGCCGUCCCUCCCAGCACUGUGUGAUGAUACAACUCGGACCACCCUCACAAGCUCAGACUUUAACUUACGGGCCCUGCAGCCAGACCGUCGUGUGGAGAGCCUCUUGCGCUUCAGCAGCCCGGAGGAGCUGGAUCGUUUUAACCAGGAGUCCAGAAACAGCAACCGCUACGGCGAGCUCUUCGGCCUCUACCCGCCUAUUGAUGAGGAGGAUGCAAUAGCGAUUCGGCCUAUUCCUGACUGUCCCAAGGAGCACUUUGGCCAGAGGAUACUAGUACGAUGCCAGAACAUCAAAUUUGAGAUUGACAUAGAGCCUCUCUUUGCAACCAUGGCCCUCUAUGACCUGAAGGAGAAAAAGAAGAUUUCAGAGAACUUCCACUUUGACAUGAACUCAGAUCAGAUGAAGGGUUUCCUGCGGCCUCACACUCCCCACACUGAACCCUCCUCUUUGGCUAGAUCUGCAGUUUUCUCUAUAUCCUACCCUUCUCCAGACAUCUACCUGGUUGUUAAGAUUGAGAAGGUUCUUCAGCAGGGUGAGAUUGGGGAUUGUGCUGAACCAUACAUGGUACUGAAGGAGAGUGACGCUGCUAAGAACAAAGACAAGCUGGAGAAGCUGAGGAAUCAGGCGGAGGGGUUUUGUCAGAGACUGGGCCGCUACAGGAUGCCAUUUGCCUUUGCCACGGUCAAUAUCAUGAGUGCCAUCAACUCCACACUGGAGCGAGACACAAGUGACACAGACAGCAUCAAUGGCAGGAGUAAUAUGGAAAAGAAGGGAUUGCCCAGACGAAACUCUGACAGAUUCUGCGUGAUGGAAGACAACUACAUCCUGUCUGGCUUCAAACCAGCUAUUACCAUGUGCACAUUCAUCAAGCAGGAAGGAGAGCGUCUGAGUGACGAGGACCUGUUCAAGUUCCUGACGGACAUCAAGAGGUCGUCCAGCCAGCGGCGUGUUAAGAUCAUACCUGGUUUUCUGAGACUGGAAGUGUCUCCAGUUCCAGAGAUGGUUCCUGGGUGUCUGUCCCCAGAACUGAUUCCAGUGAAGCCAGUUUCUGAGAAAAAUCCACGUGCGGUUAAAGAAGUGCUGGAGUUCCCUUCUAGUGAAGUCUAUGUGCCUCACAAUAUGUAUCGGAACCUGCUGUAUGUGUAUCCUCUGAGGUUAAAUCUUACCAACCGUUUGACUUCAGCCAGAAACAUUACGGUUAAAAUUCAGUUCAUGUGUGGUGAGGAGCCUAGCUGCGCCAUGCCCGUCAUCUUUGGAAAAUCAAACGGCCCUGAGCUUCUUCAAGAGGUCUACACUCCAAUCACAUACCACAACAGGUCUCCUGAUUUCUAUGACGAGAUAAAGAUCCAUCUUCCAGCCCGUUUAACAGAGAAACAUCACUUACUGUUCACCUUUUACCAUAUCAGCUGCCAGCAGAAACAGAACCAGACUGGAAGUGUGGAGACUCUCAUUGGAUAUUCAUGGUUGCCCAUGCUGAACAAUGACAGGCUGCAGACUGGGCAGCAGUGUCUGCCAAUCGUUCUGGACAAACUUCCUGUGAACUAUUCCCUGCAUUCCCCCGAGAAACUGCCAGCUCAGGUACCUCCUGUUAAGUGGUUGGAGAAUCAUAAGGGACUGUUCAACCUUGAGCUACAAGCUGUGUCCUCCGUGCAAACACAGGACAGUCACCUGGAGCGUUUCUUUACUCUGUGUCACGCCCUGGAGGGCAAGACCAUAUUCCCUAUUCGAGUAAGAGAUGAGAAGAUUUCUGAAAACAUGUUUGAGCACGAGCUGAAGCUCAGCAUCAUCUCGCUGUCGUCCUCCGGCCUGGAGCCACUGGUGCUGUUUCUCCAUCAGGUCCUUGACAAGCUCUUCCGUCUCAUCAUGCAGCCCAUGGUCAUCGCUGGACAGACUGCAAAUCUGGCCCAGAUUGCAUUCGAGUCGGUGGUGUCGGUUGUCAACAGUCUUCAUAACAGUCAGGAGCUGGCAAAAGACCAUCAGGGCAGGAACUGUCUCCUAGCAACAUACCUGUACUUCGUCUUCCGGUUGCCAGAUACACAACAUGAAAUCCACACCACAGGCACAGGAGGUCUGAUGGCUCACCCAGAGAGCCGAUACAGCACUCUGACUCGCACCACAGCCACCACGGUCGGCUUCAUGCUGCUUCAGUCACGCAUUCGUUCCAGCAGCAACCCUGAUAUACCAGCACCGCAGAGCCCAGAGGACGCAGAGGUCAAUAACAUUCUAGGAAAGGGUUUGAAUCUUCCUGGCAGUCGCAUUUCAACAGCUGGAAACGUCUCCAGUACCUCACAAAGCUCCAGCACACGGCCCGCAAACAGAAAGCUGUUUCAUGAGGAGCUGGCUCUUCAGAUGGUUGUCAGCACUGGAGUCUGCAGAGAGAACGUCUACAAAUACGCCUGGUUCUUCUUUGAACUUCUUGUGAAGAGCAUGAGCCAGCAUGUGUCUCAGCUGGACAAGAAGGCGGUCUCUCGUAGGAACCGUUUUUCGGAUCGUUUCAAAGAUGACAUCACUACGAUAGUCAACGUGGUGACUGCUGAGAUCGGAAACAUUUUAGUUAAACAACAAAAGGAGCUGGAGCAGGCAGAGAAGGUUAACAUCAGCCUGGCUUUUUUCCUGUAUGACCUGAUGUCUCUGAUGGACCGAGGCUUUGUGUUUCAGCUGGUGAAGAAUUACUGCAACCAGAUGGCAGCAAAGAGUGUGAACAUGGCGACUUUGAUCAGUAUGAGGUUGGAGUUUUUGCGUGUCCUGUGCAGUCAUGAGCACUACCUCAACCUGAGCCUGUUCUUCAGCAGCCCUGCCUCGGCCCCCGCCUCUCCGUCACCCUCCACCUCCUCACAGACCUCCAGCUCAUGCAGUUUUCUGGACCAUAAGAUCGUAGCCAUGUUUGAUCUGUCACAAGACUUUAAGCAGCGGCAUUACUUGACCGGACUGCUGCUGACCGAACUCAGCACUGCGCUGGACAUGGAGUCAGAGGGGGGGAGAGUACAACAAAAGGCCAUCAAUGCCACAUACAGCUUAUUGUGCGCUCACGACCUGGACCAGCGCUGCUCGAGGCCAGAGGUCAAGGCUAAGAUUGCUGCUCUCUACCUCCCUCUAGUGGGCAUCAUUAUUGACUCCAUCAAUUACCUUGACUUCACAGUGUCUGACUCGCGUGGAGGAAAAGGCAAGUCCGGUGGGCCUGAGGAAGAUCCUGACAGCGUCACCCCCAUCAAUCAGUCUGUUGCUAUGGCAAUCGCUGGAAAUCCGUUCAACACUUUAGCACGAAAUGCACUGGCCUCGAUGGCCUCUGUGUCGGGGAAAACUAGCAACAUGUUGACAGCAGAAACUAGUCGCAAUCUGCUCAUGUGUUUCCUGUGGAUUAUCAAGAACGCAGAUCAGAAUCUGAUCCAGCGCUGGACUGUGGACAUGCCUUCAUCUCAGUUGAGCCGUCUGCUGGAGCUCCUCGCCAUCUGCAUCUCCUGCUUUGAGUACAGGGGGAAGCAGAGUUCUGAUAAGGUGAGCACACAGGCCCUGCAGAAGUCUCAGCAGGCUAAGGCUCGUCUGGAGGAGGCUCUGCUGGGAGGAAUCGGAGCCAGAGGAGAAAUGAUGAAAAGGGUGGGAGGUAACGACCGGACGCUGGGUCAGAGAGAGAACCUACGCUGGAGGAAAGACCUUACACAGUGGCGCCAGACAAACGACAGGCAGGACAAAUCCAAAGCAGAGCUGGAUCAGGAGGCCAUAAUCAGUGGUAACCUGGCAACCGAGACCAACCUCAUCGUCCUGGACCUGCUGGAGAUGAUUGUGCAGGCAGUUCCUCUGGCGGACUGUAAGGAUAAUGUGGUUGGUGGAGUGUUGAAGGUUCUGCUGCACUCUCUCACCUGUAAUCAGAGCACCACCUUCCUGUCACACUGUUUCAGCACCCUACGGGCUCUCAUAGUUAAGUUUGGUGACCUGUUGUUUGAGGAGGAGGCCGAGCAGUGUGCCGACCUGUGUCAGAAGGUUCUUCAUUACUGCAGCAGCUGUGUGGACGGCAACAGGAGUCAGGCUUGUGCUACACUCUACCUGAUCAUGAGAUACAGCUACAGCUCCGCGAGUAAUUUCUCCAGAGUCAAGAUGCAGGUAACAAUGUCUUUAGCCUCGCUGGUCGGCAAGUCUUCAGACAUCCAUGAGGAGUACCUACGCCGCUCUUUCAGAACUAUCCUAGCAUACGCAGAAGAAGAUACAGAAAUGCAGUCUACACAGCUGCCGUCACAGGUGGAUGAACUCUUGAGGAAUCUAAACAGUAUCCUGUCAGAUACAGUCAAGAUGAAGGAGUUCCAGAAAGAUCCUGAGAUGCUUAUGGACCUGAUGUAUAGGAUCGCGAAGGGUUACCAGACAUCUCCAGACCUGCGUCUAACCUGGCUCCAAAACAUGGCAGAGAAGCACAACGGCAGGAAGUGCUUUACAGAGUCAGCCAUGUGUCUGGUACAUGCCGCGGCCCUGGUGGCUGAAUAUCUCAGCAUGCUGGAAGAUCACAAAUACUUGCCUGUGGGCAGCGUCACCUUUCAAAACAUCUCUCCCAACGUUCUGGAGGAGUCUGCAGUCUCAGACGACAUAUUGUCUCCAGACGAGGACGGGGUUUGCUCAGGACGCUACUUCACCGAAAAUGGCCUAGUUGGGCUUCUGGAACAGGCUGCUGAGCUAUUCAGCAAUGGUGGGUUGUAUGAAGCAGUUAAUGAGGUGUACAAGGUAAUCGUGCCUAUACUGGAGGCCCACAGAGAUUUCCGGAAGCUCGCUUCCACACAUGACAAGCUCCAAAGGGCUUUUGAGAACAUCAUUCAAAAGGGUCACAAGAGGAUGUUUGGAACCUACUUCCGCGUGGGAUUUUAUGGCUCUAAAUUUGGAGACCUGGAUGAGCAAGAAUUUAUCUACAAAGAGCCAGGAAUUACCCAUUUGCCGGAGAUAUCCCACCGGCUCGAGAACUUUUACAGUCAGUGUUUUGGAGAUGAAGUUUUGGAAAUGAUUAAAGAUUCCACACCAGUAGACAGAAAGAAGUUGAAUCCCAACAAGGCGUAUAUACAGAUUACUUUUGUGGAGCCGUACUUUGACGACUAUGAGAUGAAGGACCGCCUCACCAACUUCGAGAAGAACUUCAACCUUCGCCGUUUCAUGUACACUACGCCGUUCACAAAGAGUGGGCGGCCCCGAGGGGAACUCAACGAGCAAUACAAGCGGAAAACCAUCCUAACCACCAUGCAUGCCUUCCCCUACAUCAAGACACGGAUCAACGUCAUUCAGAAGGAGGAGUUUGACCUCACGCCCAUCGAGGUGGCCAUUGAGGACAUGCAGAAGAAGACUAGAGAGCUGGCUGAAGCCACGCACAGAGAGAAGCCAGAUGCUGUGAUGCUUCAAAUGGUUCUGCAGGGAUCUGUCACAGCCACUGUCAAUCAGGGUCCGUUGGAGGUGGCCCAGGUCUUCUUGAAUGAAAUCCCAGCAGACCCCAAGCUCUUCCGUCAUCACAACAAGCUGCGUUUGUGUUUCAAAGAGUUCAUACUGCGGUGUGGAGAGGCCGUAGAGAAGAACAAGCAACUCAUUACUCCUGAUCAGAAGGAGUACCAGCAGGAGAUGAAGAAAAACUACAACAAACUGCGAGAGAACCUGAGGCCCAUGUUGGAGAGAAAGAUCCCUGAGCUCUACAAGCCCAUCAUCAAACCUCGCAUCGAGAAUAGAGAUUCCUUCAAACGGCACAGCCUCCGUCGGACACAAGAUGAAAAUUCAUGAUGUCAAGAGAACGUCUCUAGAGGAUAUCAAGGGAAGGAUGUUGCAGUGUGCCAGGAAACAAGAGCUCCGUCAGCUGAUAAUUAGAUGACUCGAGCAGAGUUUCAUGCACAGUGUUGAAACCUCCUGAAAAUAUCAUAGAUUGUUGUAUUCUAUAUUACUGUACAUAAGGAACAGAUUUUAAGGGAUUUAGAACUUUAUUUGCUUAUAAUUGUUUUUAGAACAAAAACCUCAGCCAGUCACUUCUUUGUUUUUACUUGUUUUCUGGAUAUGGUUCGAAUCUUCCUUAGUAUGUUACAACAUAUUGUAUUCUUAACUAAUACAAUAUAACUUACAGACAUGUUACAUGUGAGGAAGAAAUCUACAACCUUAAACUGCUUUAAGAAAACCGAUCAUAUUUCACAGACACUGAAAGUGUUAACAGUGUAAAAAAAUGGACAAAAAGGACAGUUGGUAUAUGUUAUGUUUACAUAGAGAUAAUAUAACAUAAAUCAUGAUUUUUCUUUCAGUUUCUUUGUGCUGUUCUAUGUAUAUUGUAAUUGUAGAGAUUUACAAGAUACAGUUUUGUAUAUAUAGUUCUAUUUUAUUUAUAGAGAAUAUUUAGAUGCAUAUUCCAAUAUUAAAAUGUGACCAGACCAGAUCAGAGUAAAAGCAAAUCGGGGUUUACAGAGAUAAAAGAACAGCACCAGUUAAAAGUGCAGAGUAAGAGUGCAUCAAAUGUUUACUUUUGCCUCCUGUUUCUUAAAUAAUGUCAAAUUUAUGAUUUUUUUUAUUUUAUUUAUAUUUCUUUCCAAUAUAAACGUGCACCGCACAUAAGCUUAUGUUGCUUGUGUUUCCAGUGCGUCUUAUAAUGUUACGUUACUGCUCUGAAAGCUGGUUUUAUUAAAUGUUUAGGUCAUUGCUAUUUCAGUUUAGUCUAUUUCUGUUUGAAAAGCACAAAAUAAAUAGAAAUAUAUAAAUAUUUUUGUCAAUGGAACUUGAACGCAUUUCCUAAUAAAAGCUACAGUUGUAUA
Puntigrus tetrazona (Sumatra barb) is the source of this 7395-nucleotide messenger RNA. RefSeq names its product dedicator of cytokinesis 8 (gene dock8). The transcript is spliced from 48 exons. Gene Ontology annotation, molecular function: guanyl-nucleotide exchange factor activity. Gene Ontology annotation, cellular component: cell leading edge. The coding region runs from base 125 to 6385 and encodes 2086 amino acids. The record is from RefSeq and is a predicted model, not a curated record. NCBI's taxonomy places the organism in Eukaryota, Metazoa, Chordata, Actinopteri, Cypriniformes, Cyprinidae. Gene Ontology annotation, biological process: small GTPase-mediated signal transduction; positive regulation of GTPase activity; positive regulation of T cell migration.